CGUUUCCGUGACGCCGCAGCCCUCCCAACCCAAAGAGCUCCAACAUCCACACGGAGCGGCAGUUUCUAUCCCCCAUCUCCGUCCCGUUGAAUCUGCUGUAGGUUCAGAGGAACUGAAGCUGCGUUUGACACGACGUGCAGCGUUGAUGCAGACCCAUGAUGGACGCCUGGCCAGCUGUGGCCUGGAUCCUGAUGCUGGUAUCAGUUUCUGAGUGGACAGAAACCGCAGAGUCACGGGAUUUCACCAUGAAGGACAUAAUUCAACUGCAUCCUUCCAAUUUUGUCUGCCUGUCCUCUGCAGCCACACCACAUCCAGGUGGUUUCAAAUGUUUCACAUGUCAGGACGCUGCAGAUAACUACGACUGCAACCGCUGGGCUCCAGAUGUUUACUGUCCAAAAGAUACGAGUUAUUGCUACACGCUUCACAUGAUGGAUAACCAUGGCGACAGUGUUUCUGUGACGAAGCGCUGCGCAACAUGGGAGCACUGCCGCUUCGCCGGCUGCGUCAACAUCACCCACAACGGCUUCCAGGUGUGCACGUCUUGUUGCCACGGGAACAUCUGCAACGUGCUGGUGCCGACAAACGACAGCGGUGCCGUGUUCUCCUCGGCCGGGCCUCUGGUCGGCGCGGGCCGCAGCCUGCGCCCCGCUGCAUUACGUUACAUCACCAUCAUCACUGCCAGCAGCUGCUGGACACAUUUAAGGAGUCAAAUUGUUUAACGCACAAAACUUCCUUUAAACUAGGAGUUUAUCAAGCUUACAAACGACUAUGUAGUGCUUUUUUUAACCGUUAUUUAUUUUCUAUGCAGGUUUUUUUUUUUAUGAAAUAAACUGUAAAUGUGAUCUGGAUGUUGUUUUACCCAGUGGAGAAGCUCUACGGGAUUUUCUGAUAGAUCAACACAAAAUAUUGUUUAAAUGUUUCAGGUAAAUUGGUACUUUGGUGUUUUUUAUUUAUAAAUUAAAUUUGAGUAAAGUGUGGAAUACAUUUGCUUUCUGAACUUUUCAGGCAGGAGCAAGAAAGUUUUAUGAUUUUCUACUUUUGUUCAUAGCAUGAAAUCUCUAAAACAUGACUCAGAGUGUUUUUGUAAAACAACUAAAUGUAAUUAAAAAAUGAUUGAAAGGGUUUUGAAUUAUUUUCCAAGGCAACAUGUAUUAUCAGAAAUCAAAACGGAGCUUCUGAGUAAAAUCUUGAACCAUUAAAGUCGUUCAACUUUAAUCUAAUUCCAGAACAAUUUAGGAAAAGAUCAUCUUCACUCACAUGCCUCAUUUUACCAAUUUACAAAUCAUAUUGAUCAACAGAUAUGAGGAAGCCAGAACUAAAUAAGAUUUUAUAUUGGUGACUGAAAACAUGAGCAUAUUUGACAUUUUGAUGCACUAAAAUCACCGUGCAGAAAGAAAAGAACAGCGGUGGAAGCAUUAUUCCGAAACUCUUAAAUGCUUAUUUCAUGUUUUUAUGCAUUUUGGU
This is a messenger RNA of Poecilia reticulata (guppy), 1464 nucleotides long. RefSeq names its product LY6/PLAUR domain containing 6 (gene lypd6). The record is from RefSeq and is a predicted model, not a curated record. Gene Ontology annotation, molecular function: acetylcholine receptor inhibitor activity. Gene Ontology annotation, biological process: positive regulation of canonical Wnt signaling pathway. Lineage: Eukaryota; Metazoa; Chordata; Actinopteri; Cyprinodontiformes; Poeciliidae.